Malaya genurostris is the source of this 12219-nucleotide messenger RNA. Its product is annotated as DNA-dependent protein kinase catalytic subunit-like. Gene Ontology annotation, cellular component: nucleus. Gene Ontology annotation, molecular function: DNA-dependent protein kinase activity; protein binding. Gene Ontology annotation, biological process: telomere maintenance; double-strand break repair via nonhomologous end joining; intrinsic apoptotic signaling pathway in response to DNA damage. The record is from RefSeq and is a predicted model, not a curated record. The transcript is spliced from 8 exons. The coding region runs from base 112 to 12141 and encodes 4009 amino acids. Lineage: Eukaryota; Metazoa; Arthropoda; Insecta; Diptera; Culicidae.
AUAACGCAACUGAACGGAAAAAUCUAUCUUGUUGUUUCAUGUAUUUUACAUAUGGAAACUCUACAGCUGUGUUGUGUUCGUUAUAAAUUAUAAAUUACCAGUAUCACUACAAUGUCAACGGAUUUGGAGAAGUACUGCAUGCUGUUGAAAAGUUGCAUUGUUUCUCAGCACAAUACUAAGGCAAAGGAAUAUGUACUCAACAUCACCGAAUUGGUCGCGGACGGGGAAAAACUGACCGCCGCUGAAGCGGAAUACUCGUUGGACAUAAUAUUCAACUCUCCAAAUGGUGCUUUAGCAUUUCUGCAGUGUUCUACUAAUUGUUCCGGUCGCUUUCAAAAAGUAAACGAAGACAUUUUUUAUCUUUUCCGAAAACUGAUACAGAAACAACCAAAACUUGUCGGUAAAUCCGCCACUGCGAUUCUCAAGGAAUGCGUCCGAUUCAUUCAAUCGUCUUCAGCGAGUGCGCGAGAGCGUGAGUUGGCUACCUCAGUUGUACAAGAUCUUCUGGUGUACAGCUGUCUGAACGAAGAUCACGAUAUGAGCCAACUACUGGGAGAUUUGUUGACCGUGUUCGAUCAGCGAAAGUUAACCAAUCGUUUCCAGCAAAAUUUAUUUGAACUAAUCGGUCUACUUACGAAGGAUUAUCCAGAGUGUGUUUCUGAAGACCGCCAAAGAAAAAUUUUGGACACUAUGAUGAAUGUGGCCGAGGGACAACUGCUGGAAGAAAGUUACCCUUCAUUGAUUUCAUUGGCCGGCGCACUACAAGGAUUAAAUUAUUUUCUAAUAAAUUUUGCUCCCAGUGAUACCGGUGCAGAGUUGUGUCGCAGGAUUUAUGUGCUAAUUAAAAAGCUAUCUGAUUGGGACGACGCUGUCAAAGAAAGGUUGGCGUUCAGAAAUGCCCUUCGAUUACUUGAACGACACAGUGCUUUGUUUACUCGCUAUCUAUACGAUGAUUAUCAUUACUGGCAGACUAUGUUGACUAGUAAGUGGAUUCGUUCCGGAAUGGAAGAUCGGAGAGUGGGAAUGUACGCGCUGCAGUCCCUGCAUCGCGAAAUCGCUCGUGAACUGUUGGUCAGAGAGGAUUUAGAUGAAAGCAGUUCAGAAUCCACCGGCAACACCCGGGAAGCGCGAAUUGCUGUGUUGAAUUAUUUCAUGAAAUAUUUCAAAACAGUUCUGAUUGCAUCGGAUUCGAAACCUUUUGAAAUUCGCAUUGCCAUUAGAGGUUUCGGUUCUAUGUCCAAGGCAUGCAGUCGAUUGAUGUCGGAAGAGUAUAUGAAUGAAUUGUUGUUAUUGGUGAUGCAAAGAACCGAGUCUGUGUAUUUCGUAGAGGAAAAGUCGAAGGAUUUGCUGGAGCAUUUACCAGAUUUCGUUCAGGCACUCUCCGAUGUCAUGAGCCACGUUCGUGAGCUGACAAAUGUGCAGCUAGCUUCGCUACAGAAUAUCAUCACCGGUUUGAUAAAAGAUUUUCACUAUUUGAGUCAAUCGCACCACGUACUAGUUGUAGAUUCAUUGUUGAAAACAUUUCAAAACUUGGCGAACCUUGGUGGUACGGUUCUCGACAGUUUACUGGAAAAAAUUGUUCUUCGUGGAGUAAUUUGGAGUUGCUCCCAUAUGCUAGUUGUCGAUGCCAAUCAAGAACGAAAUGUAUCGGAAGGUAAAAGCGAUUGGAAGGAUUAUAUCACCUACAAAUACUACGUUCCUUUAUGGAAGGGUUUGCUUUCGCAAGGUACAAAUCCGUUGAUGGACCGAGGACCAUUGAUAAAGGUUAUCUAUACUCAUAUGAUGAAGGUCCUCUUUCUCAUCCUUGACAAAUUGAACUUGAACACGAGAAAGCGAACUGUGAAGGAUACUACAGGCGAGUCACAGGAGCUUUAUUUCUGUGAUCCAAACGUUGAUCUUGUUCCUGUUAAACCAAAAGAUUUUCAUAUAUUCUUCAAUCUAGUCGAUCUGUAUCAAGAUUUGUUUCGGUACAAUGUGGAGAUACGAGAUCAUUUUGAAGAUUGGAUACCGAUCUAUUUCGACGUCAUGGUGAAGAAAUCCUUACUUCAUCCGCUAGUCAGUGGAUUUGUGAAACUGAUAGAUUUAGGUUUGGUGAAUGCCCAUCAUCUACAAUAUUUUCAGACUCCGCAUUCGUCUAGUAAGAUGGCCACAACAAACUUGCUAGUGUACUUCCUGGAAUUGCAGAUUGCCAAAGCACGCAAUUCAAGUGGGGAGCUUCAGUUAACCUGUCUAAGAGUCGUCCUCAAUGCACCAAUUAGUUUGCUUGAAAGUUUCCUUGAAGAUUCGAAUGAAAUGAUCGAAAUUUUUCGAAAAUCAUUCAAGCUGGGCAAAGGAAUGCUUUCGUUGGCAAACAUGGCCUUAUCGUGCGUACAACGCGUGGUGGCAUACGAUUCAUCGAUUUCCGAAAACAGUCGUGAGAGGGUGAUCGCCAAAACUCUUCCACUACUGGAUAGCUACCUUCAAACGCGAGAUACCGUAUCGUCUGGCAUUAUGAGCAGUCGUUUGGCGAAAUUCCAGAGAAAGCGAAGUGUCAAUUUGACCAGUAGUAAAAUAGAGAAGAUUAAAAUGCAGCAUGCGCUGGACAGUUCUGAAACGGGGCUAAUCAAAUUUCAACGCCGUGUGGUUCUGUUUUUGGGACAGCUUGAGCCACAUAUGUGCACGAAAAUGGUUCUCCACGAAUCAGUGGACGAACAGGAAGAUACUGAGCGACCUCUUGUGCUGUGGGAUUUGGAUUCCAACUGUAACAUUUCACUGCAAUUGCUUGCCCCGGUUGGUAUUCGGCCUGUCAUUAGGCUCGACACGAUCAUCGCGAGGGUUUGCACCUUGGCCAUUAGUUCCAGUGACCGAAAGACGAAGAUGGCGUCAUGCGAGCUGUUACAUGCGUUGAUACUCUACAUAAUCGGUAUACAACAUCACGACCGGAUGACUAAGCUGUGGUCCGAACUCUGCAACCAUAUGUUGCAGCUCUGCACAGACCCGGACAUCGCUGUGUGUCAGAUGUUCGAACCGCUGAUCUUCCAACUCAUCCAUUAUCUGACACAACCGUCCAAGAUUAGCCUGAAAGGUACGGAGGUGUUGGCGAACUGUCUCAUGAACUCGAUAUCUCAUCCCACCGAUACUAGCAUUCGCGAUCUGGCAGCUCGGUGCAUUCGGGAGUUUUUGCUAUGGACUAUCAAACAAACUCUACCCGGACAGCAGACUGCGUUGGCUAGCAUUAAUUUGAAGGUAAUACUGGAAAAGUUACGAACCUAUUGCCUAGAUUCGAACCCCAACCGGCGCCAGGGAGCAGCUUUGGCAUUCAAUAAUAUCUACCGGGUGUUGCGGGAAGAAGAAACGCACAUUGAAAGGAACUGGUUCGCUCUAUUUUUCGCAUUCAGUGUGAACUUCAUCAUGACGGAAGAUUUUGAUAGCUCCACUACUAAUCUGGAGCAAGUGUCCGCAACGAUUGAUCACCUGGUGCGGGUGUUGAUUAUUCGGAAGGACUUGUUUAACAGAGCCAGUGCAGUUCGGAUUGUACCUAAAGAAUUUCGAGGUGGAUUGCUGAAGGAUUUGGUGGUGUGGUUAUUGAAACAGUGUAGUUCCAAGGAAACAAGUUACCGACACAAAUGUAUGGAAGUAUUCCCGAAGUUAGCAAGUGCCGUGGAUGGAUGUCGGUCCGGAGCAGAAUUUGUGCGAAAAUUUUCGAAUAGUGAGGAUCUUUUAAACAUAUGUGAUCAUUCGGACUUAAUCUACGGAAUUCGUGGUUCUCCUAAUCUUCAGUUCAUUGUCGACAACAAACUACCAGUGAUAGUAAACAUUUAUGUUUGGUUGGAGUACUUUAGCUCUUCUCUGGACAUGUACCACUGGUUGUUGAAGAACUCUUUCGUUUCUAAUUCGGAAGCCUUCCUAGAACAAUCGAAGCUUUUCAAAGCGGUGGAGUACUUUUUAUCUUCUGUUGUUAACGCUACCAUGUUUGAUCUCAUGUCGUUACUUCGUCCGGAAAUUAUCGAGGAAAGCCACAGUAGCAUCGAAUUUCGCGUAUGCACCGAAAAGGUUAUCAAGUUUCAUCUGCUGAAGUGUACAAUAGCAGUAAGGAUCAUUGAUCUGUUGGUUACUGUUCUGCCGCAACAAUGCUGUCGUAGCGUUCCGGAGAGCUUUUGGAAUUCGGACGCUGUGUUGAAUUUUGUUGUCGACUUAGUUUUCGAGCCGCAGAGAAUUGGAUUUGAUUUCAAGUCGAGUCAGGACACAAUUGCAAAGUUCUCGGAAAAAGUAGAAGAACUUCUAACGAAGAUUGAAAGAUUUGGGCAUAUCAAUUUCAAACAAAAAGUGUAUCGAAAUGUUUCGGUGAAGCUCGGUCGUACGAUCAAAGAUCUAUCGGAUCGAUUGGAAGAGUUGAUGCAGGCAGAGACCAUCGGACUGGAGGACAGUAAUUAUGUUAAGGGAAUUUUUAUAAUUGCCAAAAGAUACGAAAUAUAUAAGAAGCACUUUGGUGAACACACCAAUGCCUUCCUGGAAACGGUGUCGGAUAAAUUAAUUCAUGAUGUGUUCGAUGGAUUGAAAAGGAAACGCACUGAGGAGUUCGUCAAUGUUACGCUCACUCCCUCGGUGAGGAAGUUCUCGGCAACUGUGUUACGUGCUGCAGUGCUGUUCAAAUCACCGGCCGCCAUAGAGCUUUUAAUGGAACUGGUGCUCGACGGUAGGAAAUUGCAACUGUUUCAACAGUCCGACAAAUCUGUAAUUCUUCACGGAGAAUAUUUCACUAACACGUUCGAGGAACCAAUUUAUGAGCACGUUUUGCAACAGAUACCAGGUAGUUUGGAUAAAUUGGUCGGAUGUUUGAACGUUGAAACAUUUUCAAUGGUUAUACGAAUGUUUUGCCAUUUUCUGGAGUUUAGCUACCAAAAGAAACGUUUGCAGAUUAAUAUCUUGCAAGCAAUCACCGAACACUUUUUGAAUUCGUGGGAAAUCAUAACCGGGAUAGCUUCGCAGGUAGACAACAAAUUUGGUUCCGCUGAUUUACGUUUGAUCGAACUCAUGUCCAAUGUUGCCAUGGCAAGUCCGAUUUCCCUUAAUGAACUCGGUCGGAAAGCGAUCGGGUUCCAACAAUGGCUAUUGACUCUAAUAGAAAAUCCGCAAAACCAGCUGGAUCUGAAAUCAAAAGCAUUAUUUCUACUACCAGCAUUGGUUGGAGACACGGAUCUCGAGUCGGGCCUGGUCUCGGCAGCUCUUCGAAGACUACAGGACCAACACUUCCCGCUGCGCUCGUCGGAAUUCAGUGUCAGCAGCAUGCAAAGAAUUAGUUUCGAAAGCUGCAUCGUAGCCUUGCUGGAUGCAAUGGUUGUUUCACGCUCCCCGGUAAUUCUGGAAGCGGUUAUUAAUGCCACUGCGGCGGAUCCGGACCAUAUUGCCGAACAGAAAAUUCGUACCGCAUUGGGAGAGUACAUACGAGUGCAGAAUAGCAGUAAACAAUGCUCUAAUUUGAAGCAGAUAUUUUUGAAGUUCUGCGAUGAAUCCUUGGAGCCCAGUAUUCGACUAACAGUGCUGCAGCGGUUCCUAAUCACUGGAAUUCGGCAGGGAAGUGUUGAGACCAUACUAGCAUUCUAUAAAUUAUUCAUCAAAAGAAUCUAUGAAAUGAUUCGCAGCAACUACGGUCAGUACGGAGCUGGAUGGGAUGCUGAACAGGCGCUGGUCAAUCGUUUCGGAGGCUAUCAGUUAAUCGAACUGUAUGUCGCAAUUCUACCCCGAAGUAUGGUUAUAAACGAAGAUUGUAUGGUGACCAAAGCAUUGUACGGAGAAACAGAGAAAACUCCUGGAAAUAAAAUGAUUACCGACUUCACAAAGAAAGCCUAUGCGUGUCGCACUGAGGUGUUUCUCACGCCGGACUCACCGACUGCCGAGUUGUUCCGUAAGUAUCAGUGUGCCGCGUACCGAGCACUGGCCGCAAUUAUUAGCAAUACCAAGGAAGAUCUGCAGUUGUAUAAUGUACUGUUGUUCCGAGAAAGUCACGAAAAAAAUGAGUUCAUCUGGAGGAAACUCAUCAACUGUUCGGAGGAUCGAUUGUAUGAUUGUACCAGCCAAGAACUGGAAGAUUAUCCAAAGAUUAAGGACAAAAUUGUGUCUAUCCGUAGACUAAACUCGGCAUCUGGACAAUCCGCCAGUAUUUUCAAGUAUAUUCAAAUGACCAGUGUGUUUGAAUCUUCGCUGAGCCAGGAUGUUACCAAACUUGAUUUGAACUAUUCAGUUGUACGAUCGACACAGGAGGUAGCCGCUAGGGAGGUUGAUGAAUUGACCCAACAAAUUCAUCGUCGAUAUUCGGUACCACUUGAACAGUCGAAGAUUAAUGAUCACGAAGUCAUGGCUACGGUCUGUGCCGUUAUUCAGCACAUGCACGAAAAUAAGAUUACUCCGACGAUGGAAGAGGGUCGUGUUGCACCGCCACCAUGGAUUAAAUUUCUGGCAGCUUCCGUGCGUGAUCAACAGCAACACAAAAACGUUCGGUUGUUUCUGGUAAAAGUAAUAGACAACUCCCGCCAGUGGUUGAAGCCAUAUGCGAGUACGCUUGUUCCUCCACUGAUGCAGGUUAUCGUUGAUGAAUGUAUUGCUGCUCAGUUGAAUACUUUUGUAACCGAUCUAAUUGCACUGAUACUGGAGUGGAGUGAGGUCUACCAGCCGAAAAGUUUGGAUGAGAUCGCUUUGGCGUCUAGCCUGGUAAAAUUCGUAAUGCGGAAUUGCUUUCAUGUUAGAAAAGAAGUUUUUCGAUUGAAUCUCGAGCUAACGAAGAAUUUGAUCGAACAAUGGAAGGGCGUUAUCAGCAUACCAGUACAGCUACUGUACGAUAUGAUCGGACCGGCUCAGGACCCAGAAUCCCAGCAAAAUCUUUGUGGUCUGCAGCUGAACGCCGUUGUGCUAGCAAACGGACUCGUUCCGUGGACGGAAACAUCUAAGUUCGACUUUAUAAGAGCAAUAUUUAGAUGUUUGGAUUCAGAGAAGACUGCUGUUUAUCGACCUGCUUCGGAACUGAUGGGCAUGUGUUUGAGUCUCCUAUAUCCGGCAGGUGAACAGACCGAGGAUGAACGAUAUCAGAAUGAAUUUGUGGUACAACUUUUGGCGAUACGAAAAACACACGAAUACAAGUUUAUGGAUAUUAUAUAUGGCAUUCAUAAAACUUUUCCAUCGAUUGUUGAUUCUUUUCUGUCUAUUGUUUCGCACGCUAUACCUAAUGCGACUGGUGCUUCGAAGAAAAUAUUUCUGGAGAUGUUGCUAUCGCGAGUAGAGGCCUACAAAGAACAGGUUCAUCGUGAACUAAUUUCCUUAGACUUGAAAGGAUUGCUGAGAGAUCGUAAAUAUCAGUUACUCGCUCUACACUUAAUCAAUAAGUCUGUAUCCUUGAUGACAACUCAGAAUCUGGACGAUAUACUCGACAAUGUUAUCUCUCUGAUCAACAACGAUCGGUCCGAGGUUCGGGAUGUGGUGUAUGAAAUACUGAUUUUCAUCCAUGAGAAUUGUCUUCAAGAACCAGAAAAUACCAAACAGAAACUUAGGAAAGCUCUACUGGCCGGUUUGAACGAUACGGAUCAGUUACUCCAGAGCCAUGUCUUUGAAUUUUGGACGGAUGCUUCACGCUUCCCGGAAGAAAUUGAUGCCCGAUUUGAACGUAUUCUAGCUGAUUUGUACGACCCAUCACAGGAAGCAAAUUUGCUAGGUUUCGGCAUACAAACUCUGUUGAGUCCUGCAAUAAAGAAUCCGGAGUCGAAGCGACAAAUCUUCCAGCACGAAUACGAAGCAGAUGUUAAGCUGAAAGAGUAUUCCAUCGAUACGCGAUGGUAUCAGCGAAAUUCUAUUGCCUCGGUGCCUUUGUUCGUGGAAUCACAACAGCGGUACUUCACGGCAUCCGAUGGUUCGCAAAUGGAACAGCUGAUCAAGGCCACCCAGUUCAGAGCUAGCGAUAAUGCUUUCGAACCUACUCUAGAUCCCACUGUUAUGAGCCAAACUUCGAGCACAUUCACACUACCCACCCAAAACUCUUUGCUGUUUGAAGUAAAUCCUCCCAUUCUGGAUCGACGAUCACGACGAACAGCAGCAGGAGCUGAACCUGCGAUUGGGAAAAGUUCCAAAUCCUACGAUAGCCUCCGCAAACGAAUCCUCAAAGACAAAGAACGAUCCACACGUGAUCAGGCUAUGCGAGCUAUAGAGCGCCAUAGCUACGAAGCCGUCAAAAAAUACGAUACCCUUAAGAAAAAACAGGACGAGGUAGUCCUCUACCGUCGAUACCGAAUUGGCGAUUUCCCUGAUCUUAUAAUAAACAGCUUAGCUCUGCUGUUACCUUUGCAGGCAGCAUGCAGACGCGAUCCCGUGCUAGCACGACAGGUAUUCGUUUCCAUAUUCACUGGCAUUUUGGACGAAUGGGAACACAAUGAACACCCUGCGAAUGAAACGAUCCUUGCUAUCAGUCGAUCCAUUCAGAAAAUACUAACGGAAACCAAAAGCUGCGACCCGAAUGUUUUCGGAGCUCUCAUUGAAAUGGCAAUGAAACGGCCGCGAAUAUUUGAUCUGUCGGCCGAUAGCGUUGCUACAGUUGCCAGUGGAGCUAACAUGAUGGACAUCGGAGUGUUAUAUCUGGAAAGCAAGUUACACGAAUACGAUUUUCCUGAUGAAUCCAUCGUUUCACGCAGCUCCGCAGUUACUAUGGAAGCCGUCCACUGGAUAAAGCUAGCUGAACUGUAUCAUAUGUUGAACGAGUAUGAUGUUCUGGGCGAUAUUUUCUCAGACAAAAUGGACAGCGACACUAGGCUCAAGCAAGCGAUCGAACUAGAAAGUAUCGGAAACUUUUACCGAGCCAAAGAUCUGUAUCAUACAAUGAUCCUUGAAAAUUACAAUCGCCUGGCGGAGCAAAAUUUUUGUUAUCAAUCUUACUAUAACUGCUAUGAACAGAUGUGCAUGUGGGAGGAUUUGUUGGUUAUUUUGGAGAAUCAAAUCGAAGAUAACAUCGAAGAGUUCUGGACUGAUGAAUGGAAUAUGGAUAACAUUCUGCCCAGCUACUUCCACUGCAAUACAAGAUUGAAUUUAGCCGGAGAUGAACGCGGUCGCGAUUUCAUUAGGCUGUUGGAAGGAUGGAUGCGUAUUCCGGACAGGAUGGAUUACAUGAAAACCAAUUUCGGUGAAGAGAUUACAAUGCUGCAGCUGGCCAAUGGGGAAUAUAGCCGCGCCAAAAUGUACUCUGAGCAAGUGCUGCGCCAUUUUCUACAGGAGUGGAGCUAUCUGAAUGACAUGGCCACAAAAUUACGAGUGCAAAAACUGCUCGAUAUAAGAAAGGUUGCCGAGAUCCACACCUACAGCGAAAUGCUUGGUAACCAUUUGGAAGAGAAACAGUUGAAACAGUUGGUCGCCAAUUGGCAAGCUUCAUUUCCGACCGCGUCUGAUUCGUUGUUGGUUUGGGAUGCUCUGCUAACGUACCGUAAGUUUUUACUGAACUUACUGGAAACCAAACUGGAAGGAGCGACCGACGACCGGCUGCUGCAAAUCGAUUUCGUCGGUGUGAUGAAACGAUCGAUUUUCGAUGCGGAAUUACAUCUGUUGGAUGCAGCAUUCGAACAAAACAACACCCGCUUUACUCGUCAAGUUAUCAAACGGUUGGAAGUGUUGGCCGAUGAACAAAGUGAUAGCGGGUAUCGGUGGAGAAUCGCUCAGCUCAAAAUGAGAAGAGUUUGUGAGAUGGAAAGUGGAGGAGAUCCGACUACUACGGUCCAGCGAAUGGGAAAAAAUUUCGAACGGUUAAGGACAGUUGUCGAAGCUGCCGAUUUAGACAGGUACGCGAACGUGAAGGUCGAGGGGCUGCAAGAGCUAUAUUGGAUGUCGGAAACACUACGAAAUAUUGUGCGCAACAAUCCACAGAUGGAUGUUGAAGGUCUUAGAAAAUUUCUGCCAUUCGUUGAGAGAGAACCACUGGACAGAUCAUUCAAUCAGUAUUCGCAAGAAUGUUUGCUGAAAUCAAUCGAAAUUACAAGCAAAUGUUUAAUGGAAAGCAGCACGGUCCAGGAGAGAGAAACUGUUCGCUUAGCUGACUGUCAUUUUAUGUUGGCUCAAUUCUGUAAUGAAGAAAUUGAACGUGAGGCUCUUGGAGAGACCACGGACCUCGAACGACAACUCAUCGAAUCACUUCUGGCAUCGAUGCAGUACGGAUCCAAACCAGCGCGACAGCUUUUCCCAUGUCUGUUGCAGCUUCCACAUCUUCAGGAUGGUACAUUGCAUCGAGAAUUCGUCGAAGCUAGCUGUUCGGUACCAGAAUGGAUGUUCCUACGUUGGAUUCCGCAGAUCCUGUCGUAUGUUGACUAUGCCAGCGAAUCAUUUCUUGCCGAUUUGUUGCUACGAAUUGCCAGCAGUUAUCCCAUGGCACUCUACUAUUCGACUAAACUAUCUUACGGAAAUUUUCUCAAGGAUAACUCUGGCAAACCGGUGGGGAUGUUUGCUACAAAAUUAAUGGCUGCCUUAGAUUUUCCUAAGAUGGAUCGUUUCACUAAAGAACUUUGCCAAGUGCUUAUUCCGUGUAUGAAAGUUAAGAGGAUUGCUUCCGCUAUGAUGGUUAAACUUUCACAUUCAUCAACGAUUGCCAACAAAGAACAGUUUCGUCAGCUGGUAACCGAAAUGAUGGUGGACUGCUUCCCUGAUAUUACACCGGAUCUUGGGAGUGAGCAUAAAAAAAUACUAACUUUGAAAACGAAAUGGCUUGAAUUGCUUGAUUACGACUUCGAUACUCAAAAGGAUGCCAUUUGGAAACUGUUGAAUGACAUUAUGAAAGAAGCAGACCAAUUUAGCCCGAAGUUCAGCUCCCUCGACCUGAGUAGGUACUCUCCGUGGUUGGCUGAGUAUCACUUUAGUGAGCGAGAAGAUAUGUUGGAGUUGCCUGGUCAAUACAAUGAGGAUCGAAAACCAAAUGUUUUAAAUCAUGUAAAAAUUGUUAAAGUCUGCAGCAGGUUAGAAAUGUUUGCUACUCUUCGGAAACCUCUUCGGCUUCAGAUUAUGGGAAGCGAUGGAAAGACUUAUGAUUUCUUGGUCAAAUAUGGAGAGGAUUUGCGACAAGACCAGCGCAUUCAGCAAUUACUCGGAAUUAUAUCGACACAACUGUCGCUCGACCAGCACUGCAAAGACCAUCAAUUGUCAGUGAGAACAUAUGAAGUUGUUCCGAUCAGAGACGACUUCGGUCUUAUUGGAUGGAUGCCGAAUACAUCCUCAAUCAAGAGUAUCGCUGUCCGAUCGAUGGUACGGUUUAAUCCCGAUGGUGAUGUAACAGGUGUAAUCAAUCGUGAAUUUAGUCAUUUUUUGAAGCAAACUGCGGGUGUUUCUGUGGAUCACGUAGGAUCAGCCGUUUACGGAAAAGUUGCUGCCGUGAGCAGCCCCGAAAAGAUCAUGCAGAAAUUCAAUGAGCUGUGCUACAAGAUCAAACCUGAUGUGCUUAAGCGAGCACUUUUCGAAAUGACCGUGUCGCCGGAAUCGUUCUACAAUUUGCGCGGAAAUUUCGCUAAAAGUCUAAUGGCGAUGAACAUUUCCUGUUGGAUUCUAGGCAUAGGUGAUAGGCACACAUCGAACCUGUUGAUCGAUCGUAGCAACGGUAAGUUAGCUGGAGUCGAUUUUGGAUUGGCGUUCGGUGCCGGAACACGUGACCAGGCUAUUCCGGAGAUGGUUCCUUUUCGAUUGACACCACAAUUCGUUAGCGUGAUGGAACCAAUGCGAACAUCCGGAUUGAUGCACAAAUGUUUGGUUUACACGCUGGCCUGUUUGAGAAACCAGAAGAAAAUAUUGAAGUCAUGCCUGGAAGUAUUCGUACGGGAUCCGACAUUAGAUUGGCUGGAAUCGUCACGCCGCCGAUUCAACCUGGAUGACAGCAAAGGCUUUUUAAGUUGGGAUCCUCAAACUCGCAUUAAUAUUGCAAUUCAAAAGCUGAAUGGUUCUAAUCCAAAGAUUCUGAUAGCGGAAGAAAUUCGACUCGGACAGGCGGCCCAUAACCCAGAGUUUCUCGAUGGUUAUUUGAAAUUACUGCAGAUUGACAAACCUGCAUUACCAAAUGGAAAUUUGACCGUUGAACAGCAAGUUCAGUGCUUACUUGAAGCGGCAACAAGUAGAUCUAUUUUGGGUAUUGCGUAUUCUGGAUGGUUCCCGUGGUUUUAGUUAGGUGGAUUUGUCAAUCAUAAUCUUGUUAUAUGUACAAAUAAAGUUCCUUCAUUCAGAUGCAUAAAUUAACCCGAA